Messenger RNA from Schistocerca piceifrons (Central American locust), 2038 nucleotides. Its product is annotated as fatty-acid amide hydrolase 2-like. Bases 1 to 1767 code for a protein of 588 amino acids. The transcript has 12 exons. The record is from RefSeq and is a predicted model, not a curated record. Lineage: Eukaryota; Metazoa; Arthropoda; Insecta; Orthoptera; Acrididae.
AUGGGUGAUAUCCCCAAAUCGUUGUCGGAGGCCUUCUGGGAGGCGCAGCGAGGAGGUGAGCUGGUCGCGGAGGGGCCCCCAGUCCACUGCCGGGCGCCGUCGCAGCAGCAGCAGCAGCAACCGCCGCGGCCACACGUCACAGAUAGCAGCUGGGCUCACAGCUACUCGGCGCGUCCCGGAGAAAAAGCAGUCAUGGAGAUCGGGGUGCGGCUGAUCGGCCUGCUGCAGCUGCUAUUGCGGCUGAUGUUGCGGCCCCUGCAGUACCUGCGUUCCCUGAGGCCGGCUCCGCGCCUGCCGCCCAUACAGAGCCGCCUGCUCUUCCACAGCGCCUCCCACCUGGCAAAGCUCAUCCGCACGCAGCAGGUGAGCAGCGAGGAGGUGGUGCGGGCGUACGUGGAGCGUAUCCGCGCGGUCAACCCUUUUCUGAACGCGUUGGUGGAGGGGCGCUUUGAGGCGGCUGUGGAGGAGGCGCGGGACGCGGACCGCCUGGUAGCCCAGCGCGGUGCCGCGGGGGACCUGCACAAGCUGCCGCCGCUGCACGGAGUGCCCUUCACUGUCAAAGAGAGCUGCACACUCAAAGGAAUGAGCUGCUGUGUUGGUUCUGUCCCAAGAAAAGGUAUGAAGGCAGACAAAGAUGGGCAGGUGGUUGCUCUAAUGAAAAAGGCUGGAGCUAUUCCAUUAGCAGUAACAGCCACACCAGAAUUAUGCCUUAGUUGGGAAACAAAUAAUCUCAUCACAGGAAAAACAUGUAAUCCAUAUGAUCUUCUCAGAACCAGUGGUGGAUCUUCUGGGGGAGAGGCUGCUCUGUUAGGAGCUGGAGCAUCUGUUAUAGGUGUUGCUUCUGAUAUUGCUGGCUCUAUCCGCAUACCUGCUAUGUACAAUGGAAUUUUUGGCCACAAACCUACUCCAGGGUAUAUAUCAAUUGAAGGACAUUAUCCAAGUGCUACUAGUGAUGAGUUCAAGCACUACCUAACUGUGGGGCCACUUACACGUUAUUCUGAAGAUUUGAAACCAGUGUUAAAAGUAAUGGCUGGUGAGAAAGCAUCUGGUCUUAGACUAGAUGAGGAAGUUAACAUGAAGGAUUUAAGAGUCAUUUAUAUGGAAGAGGCAGGAUUCUCAUUUGUUAUAUUACAUUUAGACAAUGAGAUCAGAAAAGUAUUACAAAAAGCUGUUAAUUUUUUGCACAAGAAAUUUGACAUACCUGUUCAGAAGGGGAAUAUUGAAGAAAUGUCAGACUCUGUAGAAAUGAGUGCAGCUGUUUUCUUUGGAAUGCCAGGAAUACCAAAUUUAUUGCAAAAAGAAGAUAAUCCAAAGGAGAGCCAUAAUCUAUUUGUGGAAAUACUGAAGUCAAUAUUUGGUAUUUCAAAGUACUCGCCAGCAGCACUGGCCUUCUAUUUGUUGAAGGAAAUGAAUGUGUUAAUACCACGUUACAAAUACAAUGAUUACUGUGCUCAGAGAAAUGCUUUAAGGAAGAAAUUUGUGGAUAUUUUAGGAGACAGUGGGGUAUUUAUAUACCCAACCCAUCCAACAGCAGCCAUAUAUCACAAUGAUUCAUACAUAAAGACUGCUGGUGUUUUGUAUACAAUGGUAUUUAAUGUCCUUGGUAUGCCAGCAACACAUGUACCACUCGGACUUAACAGUGAGGGACUCCCAAUUGGCAUACAGGUGGUCGCAGCUCCACACCAAGACAGGCUUUGUAUUGCUGUAGCACAAGAAUUGUCAAAGGAAUUUGGUGGCUGGGUACCACCACCUGAAAGCAGUUGUUAACAUAGUAUUUCUGCACAUCACAAUGUAAUUAUAUUGUAAAUAAUUAUGUAUAAUCUCUCUCUCUCUCUCUCUCUGUGUGUGUGUGUGUGUGUGUGUGUGUGUGUGUGUGUGUGUGUGUGUGUGUGUGUGUGUGUUUGUUCUGCUGCACAUGUGCAUGUGAUUUUGUGCAAAUAAAAUAAUAAAAUGUGUAAAACACCAAAAUUAAAAAUUGUGUACCAUGUUUGCGUCAAUAAGUGUACUGUGGUUGUGUCAAUAAAAUAUGUUUAUUUAG